Molecule: messenger RNA, 468 nt
Organism: Venustampulla echinocandica
Lineage: Eukaryota; Fungi; Ascomycota; Leotiomycetes; Helotiales; Pleuroascaceae
Exons: 1
Coding region: 1-468 (155 amino acids)
Source: RefSeq, a predicted model, not a curated record
AUGGCCGUUGGGCCAUAUAAUACUGACGAAAAGAGGUUUGCACCAAAUUCGCCUAAGAAUGCGCCAUACCUAGUCGUCCAGAGUAUGGCUGGCAGCUUGGAACGCUUGACCGACCACUUCACCUCCAUCAUUUUACCUCCUUGGGACCCUCACUGCGCCAGCUUUCUGCCGGCUAAGCUAGCUGACAAGCUGUAUACCGCCUGUGAGCUAUCUGUUGCAUCGUCGGAUGCGCCUGAGUUGCCUGCUGCCUUUGAAACUCCCGCUGCUGCUUCGGUUUCUGAGGCUGCCACACCUGAACCUGCGGCUGCGCCUGAUCGCUUUACUGCUUUGGCUGGCGAUCCUCCGGCCAGUCUGAAAGUUCAGAAGAAGAAGGUGGUGGGUCAAGCGUUCCAAGCUGCCAGCCAUACUCUGGACGACCGCCAGGAGGUGAUUGGCGAUUUCAGCUUGUCGAACAAGGCGGUUCUCUAG